GAACGACCCGGAUACGUCACUGUCGUCGUCAACAUCAGUUCCACAGCCACGGCAGGAGGAUGCAGCCGCCGGGCCCUGCACUACAUCCACACACCGGUCCCCCUGGAGACUUCACCUUUGUGUCCUCCACUGAGGCUGACGGUAAGGGGGAGAGGCCGGGAAUGGCGGCCACUGGGCACAGCGCCGAUCUCAGUGGCUCUAUAGCAUCUCCUGAUGUGAAACUGAAUCUUGGUGGAGAUUUUUCUAAGGAAUCCACAGCCACUACAUUUCUUCGUCAAAGGGGAUAUGGAUGGUUACUGGAGGUAGAGGAAAAUGAUCCUGAAGACAAUAAACCUCUCCUGGAAGAGCUGGAUAUAGACCUAAAGGACAUUUACUACAAAAUCCGAUGUGUUCUGAUGCCCAUGCCAUCACUUGGGUUCAACAGACAAGUUGUACGAGACAACCCUGAUUUCUGGGGACCCCUUGCAGUGGUUCUGUUCUUUUCAAUGAUUUCAUUAUAUGGUCAAUUCAGAGUUGUGUCCUGGAUAAUCACAAUUUGGAUAUUUGGAUCCUUAACAAUUUUCCUGCUUGCUAGAGUACUUGGUGGAGAUGUUGCAUAUGGGCAGGUGCUUGGUGUCAUAGGUUACUCCUUACUCCCUUUGAUUGUUAUAGCCCCCGUGCUUUUAGUGGUUGGAUCCUUUGAAAUUGUCUCUACAGUGAUAAAACUGUUUGGUGUGUUCUGGGCUGCCUACAGUGCUGCAUCCUUAUUAGUUGGAGAAGAAUUCAAGACUAAGAAGCCCCUUCUAAUUUAUCCAAUUUUUUUGCUUUACAUCUACUUCCUAUCAUUGUACACUGGAGUGUGACCACAUUCAGAUGCCCAGUUUAUAGAUGUAAAUUGUAAUGCUGGAUUGAUUGGUGAGGUGGCUUACUAUUGGUAUGGCUUCCUCCGAAUCCCCGGGGCUGUAUUAUGCAUAUAUGUGUAUAUAUUAUUUAACCCCUAGAACUUGUCUGGAGGGUUUACUGUAUAAUGCAAUAUGCCACAACCAUUUCUGGCAUGGAAGAGAUCUAGAAAAGCAUUUAAAGUGCUUUCAUUUUUUUUCUUAUUAAUGAGAAUAAGGAAACUGUUUUGUUUAAGCAUUUGGUUAUCUUUGAACAAAUUCAGAAAGCAGGACAUGCUGGACUUUUGGUUCUCUGUGCCAGGUUUACAGGUGGGCUGUAGACUGUUCCUCCCUUGGCACAAACAUUUUAUAUUGCUUUAGUUUAAAACCCCUUUCACUGAUUCUCCCAGUCUUCACAUGAACAAGGGAAAACUGCAGAUUACACUUGAAUCCUGAUUUCAUCCUGUUUUUUUAUUAAAAGUUUAGACCCAUAGAAAUUUUUUCCAGCCUAAAUGGAAUUACCAUUUAGAUAAAAUGUGUCAACCGUCUUGUGUACUGCAAUCCCCACUGUGCUAAAAGUCAUGUUUGUAUUGGUAGGGGUAAAAACUAUUUAUUGUCCAACAUUGGUCCUACUUUUUAAUACUUUUUAAUUACCCUUUGGGCAUAAUCCUGUAAAAUGGAGUGUGUGCCUUCCUGUGAAACACAAGAGGCAUACACAUUGAUCAAGUGCACAGAAUCAGCAGAGAUCAAUAUUGAUUUUGGCAGGUCAGGAUUCAAACUGCAAGAGUGGAAUUGUGGGAAAUGGUGCAGUUUAAAGGUUCUUUCCCCACCUUGUAUUUGGCCUAUUAUAUGUAAAUACAUGUUCAACUCAGUGCCCUGUACCUUUUGAAACAUUUUAGGCAAUUUAUUUGUCUGUCUCCUCUAAUAGCCUGUUAUAUUUUAUUUCUUCUCAGUAUAUCUGCAUUAAUUGAUCUUUUUCUUUAAGAUUUAAGCUGCUCAUGUGAUACAAUUUCUGUCACUUAAUAAAGAAGUCCUGUUUUUUAAAGUGCAAUUUAUGUGGCAGUAGGAUUAUUCCUAUCUAAUCGUUUAAACAUUGAUAUAUUUUUUUUUUUUAAUAUAAAAAUAUCCUGUAGAUAUGAAAAUAUUUAUAAUACCUAAUCCUGGCUCUCCGCAGAUGUAACAGUUGUUGUGACACCUUUAAUUUCUUUUAAUUUUGCUGUUACAUGUAAAAUGUUUUUUAUUUUAUAGAUAUUAUUUCUGAUUCAAUGCAAAAAAAAGGAAAAAAAAAUAAACUGCAGAGAAUAAACUUGCAUUUUGUAUUUUA
Pelobates fuscus (common spadefoot toad) is the source of this 2181-nucleotide messenger RNA. RefSeq names its product Yip1 domain family member 4 (gene YIPF4). The transcript is spliced from 6 exons. Gene Ontology annotation, cellular component: trans-Golgi network; membrane. NCBI's taxonomy places the organism in Eukaryota, Metazoa, Chordata, Amphibia, Anura, Pelobatidae. Gene Ontology annotation, biological process: vesicle fusion with Golgi apparatus; endoplasmic reticulum to Golgi vesicle-mediated transport. Bases 60 to 842 code for a protein of 260 amino acids. The record is from RefSeq and is a predicted model, not a curated record.